Molecule: messenger RNA, 1969 nt
Organism: Conger conger (European conger)
Lineage: Eukaryota; Metazoa; Chordata; Actinopteri; Anguilliformes; Congridae
Gene: alg5
Product: ALG5 dolichyl-phosphate beta-glucosyltransferase
Exons: 10
Coding region: 282-1256 (324 amino acids)
Cellular component (GO): endoplasmic reticulum membrane
Source: RefSeq, a predicted model, not a curated record
UUCCAAAGUGACGAAAGACUUCCGCGUAGGUGUUUCACUGUGAGUGGAAGUAAAAGUUGAAUGAGAAAACACAAAUCUGGGCUACCAAACGAAACGGGGUGGCAUGCCGCAGUUUAAUAUAGCUAAUUUACCUAGUUGGUUGCUUCGGUAACGGUACAUUAUAUGAAGUCCAGUCUACCUUGCAUUGUGUCAAAGUGCAGUCCAUUACAGUUACCUGUUUUCUGUAGUCUAGUACUGUAUUGCUGUAGGGUUAGGGUCUCCGUACCCUGGAAUGGACAGAGAUGGAUUGCGGAUUGUGUGAACUGAUUCAGUGUCUGGCUGCUUUGGCAGUUGUGGCUUUAAUUUUGGUUGUAUUAAUCGCACACUUCAGUGCUUCGGGUAUGGUUGAUCUGAGACGUCACGAGAAGGAGAAAUAUUUCCUCUCCGAAGAUGGAGAGAAGGGAACAUUUCCCAGUCUCCAGGACCCCUCUUCCCGGGAGCUGUCUGUGGUAGUGCCGGCCUACAACGAGGAGCUCCGGAUGCCCGUGAUGAUGGAGGAGACCAUGGAUUACUUGGAGAAUCGACAGAAACGGCAACCUUCAUUUACCUACGAAGUGAUUAUAGUUGAUGACGGCAGUAAGGACAAAACCACGGAGGUGGCCUUGGAGUACACUAAGAAGUAUGGAGCUGACAAAGUGAGGGUGCUGACCCUGGUGAGGAACCGUGGGAAGGGUGGAGCUGUGAGGAUGGGCACCCUCAGCUCCAGAGGAAAGCUCAUCCUGAUGGCGGACGCUGACGGAGCCACAAAGUUUGCCGACCUGGAGAAGGUGGAGGCCGGCCUGCAGGACAUCAGCCCCAAGCCGGAGAACAUGGCCAUUUCCUGCGGCUCUCGAGCUCAUCUGGAGGAGGAGUCUGUUGCACACCGGUCGGUGUUCCGCACGUUCCUGAUGUACGGGUUCCACUUCCUGGUGUGGUUCUUCUGCGUGAAGGGGAUCCGGGACACGCAGUGCGGCUUCAAGCUGUUCACCCGCGAGGCGGCGCUGAAGACCUUCUCCUGCCUGCACGUGGAACGCUGGGCGUUUGAUGUGGAGCUCCUUUAUAUCGCCCAGUGCUUUAAGAUACCCAUCGCAGAGGUGGCCGUCAACUGGACCGAGAUUGAAGGGUCCAAGCUGGUCCCGUUCUGGAGUUGGCUACAGAUGGGCCGCGAUCUGGUGUUUAUCAGACUUCGCUACAUCACUGGUGCCUGGAAACUGGAGUCGUCGCGGAAAGCAGACUAGCGCGCCCACGCGGUUCUGAAUUUAGGACGCGGAGGAGCGCGGGUGGAUGGAUUUCGCGUUUCUCCGUGUUGAGCACGCACACCGACGAUGCCGCGACCUUCACGGGCGCUGUACUCAAAGCCGUUUUUAUCAUGUUACCUUUUUUACUGUGACAAAGAGGCACGAAGAAGAGUCCUGAGAGAACAUUGCUUUGUAAUCAAUCGAUCAUAUUUUUAUUUUGUAUCAUUGUUUUUUUUGGGUUUGAAAUGUAAUAGCCGUUUUUAAUUUGGUUUCUCAUUUGGAGUAUACUGUAUGCCUACCUGUGGGUGGGCUUUUCUUUCUUUCUUUGGACUAAAGAAGCACUGGACAACUUGUACCAAAUAAUUAAAAAGCAACGAAUAGUUACUGGGUUGGAUGUGUUUUAUUCCAACAAUCCAAGUAGGAAGCACUUGAUCAUUACAGAAAUGAUGGUCAAUGUAAGGUCAGCAUUCAACGUGAGAGAAAUAUAAAUCUUGCACUUGUGAACUUUCUUUUUGAAAUCAUACUGUAAAAUAAGUUGUCCAGCUGGUAACUCGUUGUCUGUACAAUUUUAAUACCCCACCCCAAAAAAGGGCAGAUGAUAAUUCGCACUAUAACAAUAAAAUGUUAAAAUUAAUACACAAUGUUUCAUAGGAAAUGUAGAAACAGUAAAAUGUACAAUACGAAAUAUACAAUUAAAACAAAAAGUACUUUUA